GUCUCGUCUCGUCUCGUCUCGUCUCGUCUCGUCUCGUCUCGUUUCGUUUCGUUUCGUUUCGGCGAUGAACCCGCGCGAGCUGACCAGCCGUCGCGCGGAUACGAGAGACUGAGAGAGGCGGGGGAGAGGCAGAACGUGUGCCCCGAGACGUGUGUCUGUCCUCCGCGGUGUUACAUCCUCGGGACCGUUUGUGCGGAGAACGUGCGCGCAGGUGUUUCGGGAUAUAGUGUGCAUCGAGCGACGCAGCCAACGAAGACAAAGACACCACGUGCUGAUCCGGACGCAACGCGAUUCAUGGGAAAAAAGGGUGACGGCUUGAGGGGCGGAAGCUCGUCGACCUGUUGGCUGGCCGCGUACAUAAUAUUGCGAGGCGCACUUCCGGUUUAGCCACCACCAUGCUCUGCACACUGAUGCUUCAAACGUUGAUCGUUGUCGUGAACAUCGUGCCUGAAGCCCGUCUCCAUCGAGCGAACGUCAGAGGUAUAUACACCACAGGGGAACACGUUCACGAGCACCAGAUCGUGAUACCGCGGAAAGUGACCCACCGGGGGGAGUUUGUCUCGAACAACGUGACCCACCACCAUCACGAGGAUGGGCCAGUGGUUCACUAUCGGCUGUCAGUCGCCGGUAACGAGUACCAUAUCGAGCUGAUCGCCGAGGACAACUUCAUCGGACCUGGGAUGCUCGUCGAAAAACGAAAACGCGACCUACACGUGCGCGCGCGACCGAAAAAUCGCUCGGACAAGUGCCAUUACCGCGGCUUCAUUCAUGGCCAUCCGAACUCCAGGGUCGCGAUGUCCGCCUGCGACGGUUUGGCGGGCAUGCUUCGCGGCGAGCACGGCGAGUUCUGGUUGGAACCAGUCGCCGUGUCCCCGGAAGAAGACCGAGGAAUAGCCGGCAGCCUGGAGGAGAGGAUCAAGGAGAGGCUGGAAGAGGACGGCGCCGAGGCCCUGCACCGGAAACUGCACUCGGUGCGCUCGGUGCACUCGGUGGCCGGCAGGCCGCAUCUCGUGUUCCGCAGGUCCGUCGAGCAGCCGCAGCUCGAGAUCGGCGCCGCAGCCGGCGGCCGCGCCAGACGCCGACGAAAAAAGAAGAGAAAACUCGAGAGAAACUGUGGCACUCGCGGUGAGAAUCCAACGGCGCCAUCCUCAUUCUUUCCUGCUCCUCCUCCGCUUCUUCUGCCUAUUUUUCUUCUUUUACGCCUUUUCCUUCUUUUUCUUCUUCUGUCACGGCUGCUCUUCUUUUUGCCGCUUUUCCUC
Messenger RNA from Megalopta genalis, 1259 nucleotides. The record is from RefSeq and is a predicted model, not a curated record. Lineage: Eukaryota; Metazoa; Arthropoda; Insecta; Hymenoptera; Halictidae.